Meyerozyma guilliermondii ATCC 6260 is the source of this 1437-nucleotide messenger RNA. RefSeq lists its product as uncharacterized. NCBI's taxonomy places the organism in Eukaryota, Fungi, Ascomycota, Pichiomycetes, Serinales, Debaryomycetaceae. Bases 1 to 1437 code for a protein of 478 amino acids. The transcript has a single exon. Gene Ontology annotation, cellular component: nucleus; cytosol; cytoplasm. Gene Ontology annotation, biological process: protein refolding. Gene Ontology annotation, molecular function: Hsp70 protein binding. The record is from RefSeq and is a predicted model, not a curated record.
AUGGUAUCAGAUACUCAUUUAUAUGAUAUUUUAACCGUGGCUCAUUCGGCUUCGACCGAAGAGAUAUCACGAGCGUACAAAAAAUUGGCGCUUAAAUAUCAUCCUGAUAAGAAUAAACACGAUCCUCAGCUGACUGAACACUUUAAAGAGAUCACCAGGGCAUAUGAGGUGCUACGAGAUGAAAAGGCUCGGUCGGUGUACGAUCAUUAUGGCGAGGCUGGCCUUGAUGGUACGGCAGCAGAGGCUCAAAAGAAGAGCCGUAGUGGAUGUGCUUUCAACUCUCCUGGUCCAUUCACAGCCAAUAUAUUCACCCAGAUGUUCAGCAACUUGAACGAUAUGCUCAAAUCAAACGAUAUGAACAACUUUGCCUUUGGUAAUUUGGCAUCAGAUCAAUUUGAGCAUCACGUACAAUCCAUGACCGAUCCCCAUAAAUUGCGUCAUGGCGCAGAUAUCUACCACACUUAUGACGUUACGCUUGAAGACCUAUAUUUUGGUAAAGUUGCCAAACUUCAAUUGCCUCGAAUAUCCAAAUGUAAGCACUGUCAUGGCAUCGGUGGUGCUAACCCUAAACUGUGUCCUUCCUGUGAAGGCAGUGGAAGAGUCAUGAUGACCAUGGCUAACAAGUUCUGCAGGUCGCAAGAAGUGAGCCUGUGUCGAGCCUGUGAUGGUACAGGUACUGUCGUAAGCCCUAAUGAUCAAUGUCCUCAUUGCAACCGAGGGUACGUUCGAGAAAAGAAGCUCCUUAAAGCCAAUAUUCUUCCCGGAUCCAAGGGUGGCGACAAAAUUAUACUCCAAGGCCAAGCUGACGAGGGACGCAAUACUUUACCUGGAGACGUUAUCAUUCAACUCCGCGAACUUCCUCAUUCAUCGAUAGUUCGACGCAAUAAUGACUUAUACUUGGAACAGCCGAUAGACUUGAAAACUGCUCUUUUGGGCGGCACUGUCAAGGUCGACAACUUUAUACAACCCUUGAGAUUGUUUGUGAAUGUCCACGGACGCACAGGCAUUAACGACGACAUCAAUGAACAUGUAAAGGAUGGUGAAAUUGUGGGAACCAUCAAUUCAGGAACCCCCAAGUUGGUUACAGAGUUAGGAAUGCCUAUCAAUGAUGUGAUAGAUGGCACCUACUACCAAAACCCCGAUGAGGUUGAGGAGUUUUCGCUGGCAGUCUUCGACUUAUCUCAUUACCAACGAGGGAACCUCUUCAUCAAGUUUGAUGUAAGACUUCCAGAAACAACCCUGUUUUCCAUCGACGACUUGAAAAUGCUCCUGAACAUCCUUCCGUCUGAGACUCUGCACGAGGCUCCGGAGGAUAGCAGAGCACAGAAGCCAACGUUGCAUGCGUAUUUGAGCAAUCUCCCAUCAUACAACCAACCCACGACACCAAAACACAAGGCACCCAUGGGAACAAAACGGCCACGGUCGGGCCUCUCUUAA